This is a messenger RNA of Antrostomus carolinensis (chuck-will's-widow), 1230 nucleotides long. RefSeq names its product SprT-like N-terminal domain (gene SPRTN). Gene Ontology annotation, molecular function: polyubiquitin modification-dependent protein binding; single-stranded DNA binding; metalloendopeptidase activity. Gene Ontology annotation, cellular component: nucleus. The coding region runs from base 31 to 1230 and encodes 399 amino acids. The transcript is spliced from 4 exons. NCBI's taxonomy places the organism in Eukaryota, Metazoa, Chordata, Aves, Caprimulgiformes, Caprimulgidae. Gene Ontology annotation, biological process: DNA repair. The record is from RefSeq and is a predicted model, not a curated record.
GGGGUGUGUAGGUAUGAAGGAAAAGGUGGAAUGUGUUCCAUUCGUUUAAGUGAGCCGCUCCUGAAGUUAAGGCCAAGGAAGGAUCUCGUUGAGACACUGUUGCACGAAAUGAUCCAUGCCCUGCUUUUUGUUACUAAUAAUGACAAAGAUCGUGAAUCUCAUGGGCCAGAGUUCUGCAAACACAUGCGUCGCAUUAAUCGCUUGACUGGAGCCAAUGUCACAAUCUAUCACAGUUUUCAUGAUGAGGUGGAUUUGUACCGCCAGCACUGGUGGCGAUGCAAUGGCCCCUGUCAGUAUAGAAGGCCUUACUUUGGAUAUGUGAAACGUUCGAUGAACAGAGCACCCUCUGCACGAGACUUUUGGUGGGCUGAGCAUCAAGAGACGUGUGGAGGUACAUUCACAAAAGUGAAGGAGCCAGAGAACUUUUCUAAGAAAUCCAAGGAGAAAACUCAGCCAGCAAAACUUCCAAAUUCCGAGUCAACCAACAAAGGCAAGACACAAAUCCGUGGUAUGCAAGAUCUGAUGCCUUUUAGUGGAAAGGGAUAUCGGCUUGGAGGAGGACAAAACAGUGCACUCUCAGAAAAAAGCACAAAUUCCAGCAGCAGUGUUGGAAACAGUGAAGCACCUGGUUCACAGCAUUGUUCAGCAGUAAGGACAAUACCAAUCCCUAAAAAUGAGAUAAAAUUUGAAAAAUCACCCCGUAGUGGCAUCUUCUUUCCACUUUAUACUGAUGAUGCCAGUGAGAAAAUCAACUUGGCUUCAAAGCGUGAGUUUCCUAAGCCCUCCGUUGCUGAUACAAAAGCUUACAGGAAUGUUAAUGGAUCGCCUGUUAAAAUUGCUCGUGUUAUGGAAGAAAAAUCAAACCAUGAUUCUGCAAAAGGCAAGAGGGUUAUGCCACUUUAUAACAGGCCACCGAAACAAAUUUGUUUUGAACAGAUAAAACCAGCUCAGGUUGCAUCUGGGGAAAAAAGGUCUGAGUGUACCAAUACACUGCAACAAUGGCCAACAAUGGAAAACAGAACUGCCUUUGAAAACUAUUUCAUUAAAAGAGGGGGUACUGAUGUUACUUCAGGUAUAAAUACACCCAUGAAAACCAAAGAUGAAUAUACAGUGUCCUCUGCAAGUUCCAGCGCUGCUGUAAGGCAGGAUAAACAAGUCAGUUGUCCGGUUUGCCAGGCUGAGGUUUUGGAGUCUAGAAUAAAUGAACACCUUGAUUCUUGUCUUGCAUGA